Monomorium pharaonis (pharaoh ant) is the source of this 1318-nucleotide messenger RNA. It is a transcript of the gene MED30, whose product is annotated as mediator of RNA polymerase II transcription subunit 30. The transcript has 5 exons. Gene Ontology annotation, biological process: positive regulation of DNA-templated transcription. Gene Ontology annotation, molecular function: transcription coregulator activity. The coding region runs from base 362 to 1243 and encodes 293 amino acids. Gene Ontology annotation, cellular component: mediator complex. Lineage: Eukaryota; Metazoa; Arthropoda; Insecta; Hymenoptera; Formicidae. The record is from RefSeq and is a predicted model, not a curated record.
UAUUAACAUUCAUAAAUCUAGAACGUCUUAUCAGUUUACAUCGUAUUGCUGAAACUUAGUUUGUUACUUGCAAAGGGAAAAGAAAGUAGCAACUGCAUACAAGUUUAACGAUAAAAAUAACUGUGUUGUCUGCAUAAAUUCGAAUGCAUCGAGCGAUGUCGAUGCAUUCAACAAUUUCUUCACGUGACGUGAGGAGACAGGAGACGCGUUUGUCUGAUGGCUUUUCGUACGCGUGUAUCGAGGGAAAAAAGACUUCCACAUGAUUUUCUUGUAAAUAACGUGACAUCGCCGGACGAAGUAAUAUAAUUAAUCAGUGCAUAUAUUAAUCAAUUAACAAGUAUUUAUUUAAAAAUAAGACGAUAUGGCUGGCCAACAACAUCCUUUCCUGUCUGGGUUUCCCAAUGUGCAGCAAUCGGCUAUGCGUACACAGUUUGGUGGUGGACAAAUGGUUUCUGGUUUGAUAGGCCCACAGCAAGGGAAUAUGGUGAGCUCUCAACAAUUUGGAAUGGGGGUUGGUGUUGGAGUAGGUGUUGGCAAUGUUGGAUCUAAUGCCAUGGGGAUGCCCAAUUCCCAACAAGUUUUGGCACAGCAGCAACAACAGCAACAGUCCAUGGCAAUGCAACAACAAAUGCAGCAGAUGCAGCAGCAACAGUUACAAUUACAACAGCAGCAACAGGCUGCGAUGGUCCAACAAAAUAAUCAAGCCAAUAAUCAGGCCACAACACCACAGACUCCAGUACCACCCACACAGCCACCACCGCGACAGCAGCAGGCGAAGGAAUUCAACACCGUUAGUUUAUGUAGAUUUGGACAAGAGACUAUACAGGAAAUCGUCAGUCGUACCUUGGAGCUCUUUCAAACUCUUAAGGUCCUUCAACCACCCAAUGGUACUGCACAAGGAGCAACUAUAGCGAGCGACAAAAAGAAGAAAGUCUAUGAACAAUUGGAAAUGAUCAAAAUGAUGUUUAAACGCCUGAGAUUGAUAUACGAAAAGUGUAACGAGAACUGUCAAUUACAGGGAAUGGAAUAUACUCAUAUAGAAAGCUUAAUUCCAUUAAAGGAGGAAUGGGACAUGAAAUCUGAUGAGAAGAAGACUUCGGAAGCUUACAGGCUCACUUGCGAAGAAAGGAAGGAAGUUAUGGAGCAAGUAAUAUUAAAAAAUAGGCACAUUAAGGAAAUAAUCGACCAUUUAAGACGCAUUAUUUCCGAAAUAAAUACAAUGUUAAAUAUGCGUCGAUCGUAGGUUACCAAAUAUAGAUAAUUAUGUUUACAUAUUAUUCUUAAAAAACACAUUAAAAAAUAAAUUUUUUUUACAAUA